This is a messenger RNA of Saimiri boliviensis boliviensis (Bolivian squirrel monkey), 1023 nucleotides long. It is a transcript of the gene MPHOSPH6, whose product is annotated as M-phase phosphoprotein 6. Lineage: Eukaryota; Metazoa; Chordata; Mammalia; Primates; Cebidae. The record is from RefSeq and is a predicted model, not a curated record. Gene Ontology annotation, biological process: maturation of 5.8S rRNA.
CGCAUGUGCGGUGAGGCUCGCGGCCGAGGGCGGCGCUGGGCGGGAGCCACCAUGGCGGCCGAGCGCAAGACGAAGUUGUCCAAGAAUCUGCUACGCAUGAAGUUUAUGCAAAGGGGACUGGACUCAGAAACCAAGAAACAACUGGAAGAGGAAGAAAAGAAAAUCAUUAGUGAAGAGCACUGGUAUUUGGAUUUGCCAGAGCUUAAAGAGAAAGAGAGUUUCAUAAUAGAAGAGCAGAGUUUCUUAUUAUGUGAAGAUCUUCUCUAUGGAAGAAUGUCAUUCAGAGGAUUUAAUCCUGAGGUUGAGAAAUUGAUGCUUCAUAUGAAUGCUAAGCACAAAGCAGAAGAAGUUGAAGAUGAAACAGUGGAGCUCGAUGUGUCAGAUGAAGAGAUGGCUAGAAGAUAUGAGACCUUCGUGGGGACAAUUGGGAAAAAGUUUGCCAGAAAGAGAGACCAUGCCAAUUAUGAAGAAGAUGAAAAUGGAGACAUACAACCAAUUAAAGCAAAGAAGAUGUUCUUAAAGCCCCAGGAUUAAGAUGGAUGCCUUAAGCCAUGGCCCACGGGUGCUUCACGGAAGUCAGCGGCAGAUCUGUAGCUCAUCCCAAUGGUGUCUCUGUAGUUAUUCAUACUGUAAUGUUUACUUUGUAAAGAGAUGUGUCAUUUUAGAAACAUGCUGUUUUUGAAACAGAUGUUGAUGGAUGUUGUACAUCCUUGGCUUAAUGGUGUUCAUUCAGAGUGGAUCUUUAGCUCCCUGAUCUUCAAAUGUAAAUUGUUAGAGGGCUCCUUCCUGAAGAGUUUUUGACCUCUGGUUUCUCUUAAUACAGUUCUCCAGUCACUGACCUUGAAUUGACUCAUGUAAACUAAUGCCAAAGUUUAAAUUGCCCUUUAUUAUAUUUAUCAAGAAUAAGCAUGCCUCUCCGGCCUGCUACCAGGUCAUUGUCAGUUUAUGGUAUUAUGUCGUUUUAUUUAAAGCAUUGAAUUAAUAGAAAAAAUUAUUCUGUAAUAAAAAUCUACUUUGACAUAG